Drosophila arizonae is the source of this 3072-nucleotide messenger RNA. RefSeq names its product serine proteinase stubble (gene Sb). NCBI's taxonomy places the organism in Eukaryota, Metazoa, Arthropoda, Insecta, Diptera, Drosophilidae. The record is from RefSeq and is a predicted model, not a curated record. Gene Ontology annotation, biological process: proteolysis. Gene Ontology annotation, molecular function: serine-type endopeptidase activity.
AAAGAAAAAAGAAUAAACCUAAGGUCUUAAAACGAAUUUAAUUAAGACCAAGUCGAAAAGAAGUUGUGGUGAAUUAGUUUUGAUUGGAAGUGUUGGCGUGAUUGUGAAGUUAUUGCCCCAUAAACUCGCCCACAAAUAUUUACUAAAGUUUAUUGCAUUCGAAAAAAGAAAAGAGUGAAAAUCAAUUAAACAAAAUAUUUGAUUACCAUUACUGGAUCAUACACGCAGUUAUCGGCCGACUUGCUGUUCCACUAACCAUGAAAACGUUGGAAAGUGUGCCGGUCCAACAAAAUAAUUAACGAAAUCUGUGGAGAGCGGCACAGAAAAGUGCGAGUGCGUGUAAACCGAAUCAAAAUCCCAGUGGCCAAAAUGGCAGCCAGUGAAAAUCAAAUUUGAUAAGCUACAGCACCAGGUCAUUGUUCUUUACGACUAGUGAAAAUCAGUUCGCAUUUAAGUAGCCCAAAAGUCUUCAAAGACGUUCAACAAUUAUUUCUGUGCAACGAUCCAAAUACAGCCAUUCAUGUCUGGAAGCUUAAUACUUAAUUGAAAAGUCUAACAUGCGCCCGGCACGUUACCGAUGAAGCAAGCAACUUUAAUCAGACACAGACACAGACACAGCAGCACAGACAAGAAGAUGUGGCCCAAACAGCGUUGGCUAGUCAACAGAGCAACUGCAGCGAUACCAGAGAGCAGCAGACACCAAAUAGUAGCAGUAUUAGUAGCCUUUAUCUUAGUCAAUUGCCUAGCCGCGGCGACGGCGGCGCUUAUCACACCACAGCACACGGGCAGCGGGAGCGGUAGCAGCAGCAGCAGCAGUGGCAGCAACACCAACAGCUUUGAUUACGAUUCCACAAAUGAGGAUGACGACAGCACAUCCUUGCCCAGUUUCUAUCGCAGUCCACAUCGCCUGGAUGGCUACUAUACGCCUGCGGAUCUGCAGCGCAGCCAAAACUUUAAGAUAAGCCCCAAGCCGUGCUCCUUUGGCCGCAUCGAGGGCACCUGCAUGUUCGUUUGGGAGUGCAUCAAGUCCGAGGGCCAGCACGUGGGCAUGUGCGUUGACUCGUUCAUGUUUGGCUCAUGCUGUGCCCACAACUACACCGAGAAUAUUGUGCUGCCCCACACGGGCUUCUCAUACACGAGACCCACCAAGCCCCUGUCGAUGAGGCCCCGGCCGCCACCACAGCCACACAAGCCGCUAAUCAGCGGUAUGACAACUAUUGAACGUCCACAUGGCGCUGGUACAUUGGUCAUUCGUCCUUCUGGUCCGGUGCAUCAGGGCACUUUAUCCAGGCCACAUCCGAAGCCAACGACGCCGCCCGAUUUGCAGAGUGCAGCCAGCCAGGCGACGAGCAGUUCGAAUAGUAUUUGGCAUACAUCAACGCACCAGCAGUCGCCGCCGCCGCAGCAGCAGCCACAGCACCACCACUGGCACAUGACCACCGAGCCAAGCUUUAUUACCAGGCCGCGACCCACCGGCUGGACCAAGCCCGGCAUAGUCAAUUUGCCAGCAACCAUGCGUCCCUCCAAGCCGGCUAAGCCCACAAAGAAACCGAUUGUCUACGAGCGGCCUCCAACGCCGCUGCCAACGACAACGACGUCGACGACGACGACGACGACUACGACAAUGAUGCAGACGCGACCGAAGCCCAAACCCAAACCCAUACCGACCAGGCCUCAGCUGUUGCCGGGCACAUCAUUAGUCGCGUCCUCCUCAUCAACAUCAGCCGYAACAACAACAACCUCAACAACGACAAAGGGCACAACGACAACAACAACAUCGAAAGCAACAACCAGCACCACAAMAACAACCACUAGGAAACCCACCAAGCCCUACCAGCGGCCCACCACAACAAGCACGACARCAGCUUCCACAUCCUCAUCCACAUCCACAUCCACAACGGCGGGAGCAGCGGCUGCUGUAUCAACCUACAGACCACGUCCGAGUCCAACAUCUCAGCAGCCCACGGCUGGCAUUGAAUCCAAUGAGAUAACGGACUCCUCCACAGACGAGGCCGGCAUGCUUGGCCAUGUGAAGACCAUUUCGGCGGCACGCAGCGAAUGUGGAGUGCCGAUGCUGACGCGUCCAGAGACUCGGAUUGUGGGCGGCAAGAGCGCAGCAUUCGGUCGUUGGCCCUGGCAGGUGUCUGUGCGACGCACCUCGUUCUUUGGCUUCUCUAGCACACAUCGCUGCGGUGGCGCUUUGAUCAACGAGAACUGGAUAGCCACGGCGGGGCACUGUGUAGACGAUCUGCUCAUCUCACAGAUUCGCAUACGCGUGGGCGAGUAUGACUUCUCUCAUGUGCAGGAGCAGCUGCCAUACAUUGAGCGCGCCGUAUCGAAGAAGGUGGUGCACCCCAAAUACAACUUCUUCACAUACGAAUACGAUCUGGCACUGGUUAAGCUGGAGCAGCCUCUAGAAUUUGCGCCGCAUGUCAGUCCCAUUUGUUUGCCCGAAACGGAGAGUCUGCUGAUUGGCAUGAAUGCCACGGUCACUGGCUGGGGUCGACUCAGCGAGGGCGGCACACUGCCCUCGGUGCUGCAGGAGGUCUCUGUGCCCAUCGUGAGCAACGACAAUUGCAAGUCCAUGUUUCUGCGCGCCGGCCGCCAGGAAUUCAUUCCAGACAUCUUCUUAUGCGCUGGCUACGAAACGGGCGGUCAGGACUCGUGCCAAGGCGACUCAGGUGGUCCACUGCAGGCCAAGUCACAGGACGGACGUUUCUUUCUAGCCGGCAUCAUAUCCUGGGGCAUUGGCUGUGCCGAGGCCAAUUUGCCGGGCGUUUGCACGCGCAUCUCCAAAUUCGUGCCCUGGAUACUGGAGCAUGUGAGAUGAUAGCUGCAUCUGUAUCGUCGAUAUGCUCAGCUCUUGUUAUUGUUUUAAAUUAUUAAAUGUAUGUUUUAAGAUUGUGUGAUUUUAAUUUAAACGAAUCUUAAGCUUAGUUAGCUUCAAUUUAACAAUUUGCAUUGACCGCACACACUUAGUCAGGCCCACUAAGUUAGUCUAGCGAAAAUUGCCUUUAAGUUGUCUAACAUAUGGAUAUAUAUAAAUCAUAUAAUUGUAUCAAUAUGUGUAUA